UUUCUUUUUUUUUUUUUUGGUACCGAGCGGAGAGGAGCUGCACACGGCACUCGAGUGAGAGUGCAGCUUUCAGAAGAGUUGGAAACAGUAGCAUCAAGACUGGGGGCCAAGCCUAUUGACCCCCAUCGCUGCUAAUUUCACACAUCUCAUUCAAGGGCCCACAGAGGGAAUCUGAUGUUGGGGACAAUGCGAGUCCAGAUACACACAAGAUUUUGUUUCCUAUGUGUGCUCACCUUCAUCUACCAUCAGUCCAGCCACUGCCAUGAAGAAGGGCAUCAUCAGCACCACGGUCAUCGCCAUAUCAACCACACCCACAAUGAUCUGCAGAUUUCCGAGGCUCCGUAUGUGAGAAAAUCUAAUCCAACUGCAGAGUCUGGAAGUCCUGAAGGGGCAUCUUUAGAGGAGGAACAGAACUUCUAUAUCCAGCAGUUGUUCAGGCGUUAUGGGCAGAAGAACAAGCUAGAUUUCCACGGAUUUCAGAGUCUCCUUAUUAGUUUGGGUCUGGGUGAAGUGAAAGUGGUUGGUCUGGAACAUGAUGAGCUUGGUCAUGACCAUGUAGCUCACUUAGACAUUCUUGAUGUGCAAGAGGGAUCUCACUCACACACUGAAGGUCACGGCCAUGACCAUCCACAUCACAAACCCAACUCCCGCCAUCCACGCACAGAACAAGAUCCCACAGAGUGCAGCCACCAGACCACUACUGCUAUCACACCUGGUGUAUCAAAAGAACACUCCCGCAAACAUAAUCACGAUCAUAAUCAUAACCACAAUCACCCACAUGAUGCACAACAUAAUCAUGAUCAUCCCAAGGAAGAGAACAACGAACAUUCUGAUGAACAUUUGAGUGACAAACCUGAUCCUGUGCAAACAAAAAACAACACAGAUAUUGUUCCCACCAACCAAGAACAGCUCUCUUCCCAGCUUGACUUGACUCAUGUCAAUCAAGAGCUGCAGUCUUCUCCUGCCCCUAUAGACACCAAGCCCAAGAAGCCAAGAAAGCCAGGAAGGGUCAGAGGACAAAGGGGUCAAAACAAAACCAUUUCAACUUCCACAUCACAGUCUAAUAAUCAUGACCACAAACACAGUCAUGAUCAUGGUCACAGCCAUUCUCACAAAGCUAAAAGAGAAGCACCAGGAGGACCUGACACCCCUAUAGUUCCGAGCCCUGUUUUGCCUGGACAUGCAAGUGGCUUGUCUCACCAUCAUGAGGAGUGUUUAAACCUGACUCAGCUCCUCAACUACUAUGGGCUGAGUCCUGAUUCGCUCAUCUCGCCAAACCAGUUUGCCUAUCUGUGUCCUGCCCUGCUGUACCAAAUAGACAGCCGUGUGUGCAUUCGCCAUUAUCACCAGAUGGACGUGGAGCAGAAAGCUUUGGAGAAUGUCAGCUCUGUGUGGACCUGGGUGUGGGGCUUUGUGUCCAUCACCAUCAUAAGCCUGCUGUCUCUGCUGGGUGUUGUUCUCGUGCCCAUCCUCAACCAGUCCUGCUUCAAGUUCCUUCUCACCUUUCUUGUAGCCCUGGCUGUGGGCACACUCAGCGGAGACGCGCUCCUUCAUCUGCUGCCUCAUUCUCAAGGGCAGCAUGACCACAGUGACCCGAGCCAUGGCACCGAUCUGGCAACCGACUUUGAUGGAGUGUGGAAGGGCCUGACUGCGUUGGCCGGCAUUUACUUUCUCUUCAUUAUCGAACACUGUAUCGGCAUGUUUAAGCACUACAAGGAUCAACAGGGCAUGAAGAAAGCGAGUAAAGAGGGAAAGAUUGGAAGCAAGUUGUCGGAUCACAGAUUAAGUCACUGCUCAGAUGCAGAAUGGGUUCACUUGAAGGUGCUCAGUGAUGACCCUGACAGCAGCACCGUCCCCUGUGACAAUGAUCACAAUGACACUCAACUCACAGAGCUUCAGAUACUUGACUCUCCCACCAACAAGACGCCACUGAACGCUGCAAACUCCAAGGCGUCACCCACGAAGGUGAAUGGACACAAGGCCAAGGUGCACAGUCACGGACACGGCCACUCGCAUGGUGGGAACUGCCACUCAGAUCAGGAGAUGAAGGACGCUGGUAUAGCCAGCAUCGCCUGGAUGGUCAUCAUGGGCGAUGGCAUGCAUAACUUCAGUGAUGGGCUGGCCAUAGGCGCUGCAUUCAGCGCAAACCUCACAGGAGGCAUCAGUACUUCAGUGGCUGUUUUCUGCCAUGAACUACCUCAUGAACUUGGUGACUUUGCAGUGCUGCUGAAAGCGGGCAUGUCGGUGAAGCAGGCCAUUGUCUACAAUCUGCUGUCGGCCCUCAUGGCCUACGUGGGCAUGCUGAUUGGCACCAGCGUGGGCCAGUACACCGACAACGUCACCAGCUGGAUCUUCGCCAUCACAGCCGGAAUGUUCCUCUACGUGGCUCUGGUGGACAUGCUGCCAGAGAUGCUGCACGGCGACAGCGAGGAGCACAAGCGCUGCCAGCUGGGUCACUUUGUGCUGCAGAACCUGGGCCUGCUGACCGGCUUCGCCAUCAUGCUGCUCAUCGCCAUCUUCGAAGACCGCAUCGUUUUCGACUUUGGCUUUUAGUGUUAGUUUUUUUUUUUUUCUUUCUUUCUUUUUCAAAGAGGAAGAACGUGAAGUCUGAAGUAUUAGUAUUUUUCUUCUUGCCCGCGUGGUGAGUCGCGUUCAAACAACCCGUGCCUCCAUUCCAGAAAAUCUCAUGUUUACGUGCACGCGGAGGUGCAUGCUCGCCAUCGUCCCGUGUGUCCGCGCGCACCUGCGGCGUGCUCGUCGUCAUCCCUCAUCAGGACGCCGCGUCACGGCCGAGACCCGGCCACUGGAGCGGCGCCGCAGCUGCAGCCGACGCCACCUGAAACACUUUUCGACGAGUUUAAACACCUUUUUUUUCCUCAUCAUUUUUCCAGUUAAAAAGUGGAACUUGUGUCAGUGGAACUUGUGUGUUUGUGUCAGUGUCCCACGCCCACACAAAACGUGGGUCGUUCUCCUUCAUGAUCACGCUCAUUGUUUUGCAAAAGCAGAUAGAUAGAUAGUACUUUAUUGACUCCUUCAUGGAGAGUCCCCUUAGGAAAAUUACAAUUCCAGCAGCAGUGUACAGAAUUGAGAUCAAAUUUAAAAAGUAAAUAAUGGGGGUAUAAAUGGAAACAAAAUAUAAAAAAUAAAAAGCAACAAUGAGAAUAAAAAUAUAACAGUAAAAUAAGAAUAUAACAAGAGAAACUAGGCAGUAGUGAGCAUGUUAUGAAAAUGUAUUGCACUGUUAUUGUUUAGUUUAUUAUUCUUCGGUCAACAAAAUAAACAAACUGUUAAAAAUUCAUAGAUUGAAAAUGAAAAUGUUGCAGAGUUAUAGGGUUAGGUGCAUAAAUGUUCAACUUCAGCCUAAACUCUUUCGGUCUGCAACAUUUUCAUUUUCAAUCUAUGAAUGUAGAACUGUUUGUUUAUUUUGUUGACCAUUGACCGAAGAAUAAUAAACUAAACACUGUUAUUGUUUUGCAUCCCCGGUCAUCCUAGUCUUCCCCCCCAGACAGGAGUUGUACAGUCUAAUGGCGUGUGGGAUGUGGUGGAUUGUCCAGAGCUUAAACAGCAACAAAAGUGAAUUUAGUACAAAAAGUGUAUUUACCCAUUAUCAAGUCAGAUUGAGCUGUCCAUGCAGACACACAAACGUCCUCCGGAGGACACACAAAAGCAAUCUCUCUCGAGUCCCGGUCUCCUGCCAGUUUUAUCUGUCUCUUGUGCGUCACUUCUGACGCAGAUGUUUUUUCAACAUCCUUGGAUUCCUUAAUCAUACUUAAACAAUCAAAACAUUCUGUAGACAGGUUGGCACGACUUAAUAUUCACUUUUGUCCCACACCCGGGGACACAGAAUAGAAGAGAAAUUAAAUGAGCAUACAUUCUUGACAGACAUGAAAUAUAGGUCAAAGGUCAGAAAUUCUACUACAGGGACAAAGGAGUUUUUUUGAGUAUUAGUCCUGCACUGAUUUGUGGUUGUCAGAUAAAUAAAAUAAAAAAAAGUGGGCGUGGAAACAGGAACCGCCCCUUUAAAGCUUUUCUCACAAAAUGAAUAAGAAAUGUCGCACAAACUGAGUAAGAAGUCCAUCCAUUUUCUACCGCUUGUCCCUUUUGGGGUCGCGGGGGGUGCUGGAGCCUAUCUCAGCUACAAUCGGGCGGAAGGCGGGGUACACCCUGGACAAGUCGCCACCUCGUCGCAGGGCCAACACAGAUAGACAACAUUCACACACUAGGGCCAAUUUAGUGUUGCCAAUCCACUUAUCCCCAGGUGCAUGUCUUUGGGGUAAGAAGUCAACAACCUGAUUUAUUUUCAGCAAUUCUCUUUCACAAGCAAAGGUGCAAGCUUUUUCCCACUGAUGUCGACAUGACGUUCCACAAGUUCCACUGCCAGAUGGUCAGCAGCUUCAAUAAACAUCAACAUUCUCACAAAACAUGCCAUUCGGAUUUAGGUGCGUUUGAUUCGGUGACCAUGGUCGUGUUUCUUUCAUCAGACGGGGUGUGGCGUCACGUCGGCAACUGUCCGUGCGUUUUUGAGCGCCUAAAAAGUUUUUCCUACUUUUGACAAUGGUGACUCAACCAAUUAUCAACAGUCAACGUUCCUCACGCGUGAAAGCCGACCUACGACCCCCACCAUCGGUCUCCGCGGGGGGUGGUCAUUUUCCCGUCUGAACGGACCAAUGGUGUGACCUCAGUGGCUGGUGCUUGACAUGACCCCCAUUACCUUCCUCGCCGUCUUCGUGCUGACAUUCCGUCGGUUGUUCUGCUGCUUGAACACAAGUUGUGUGUGUGUGUGUGUGUGUGUGUGUGUGAUCCUGUCACUGUGUGACGCGGCGCUCCUGUGACUGAUCUUACUGUAGCAUGAGAGCGACGAUGCAUACUCGGUGUUAACUGUCAACUUCUUUGUACUGCCAACUUCCAUCGUCCACACACUUUUGACUGUUUUGCUGUGAAAAAGUUGAACACUUGACGGAAUCGUCCGAUUCUUUGAUGCGACUCGUGUUGGGGGGGGGGGACAGAAUGUCGUUUUUUGUUUGGAAGUAUUUUGUUGUUCUUAGUUUUGAGUAAAUCGUAGUUUUUUUUUUGGUUUUAACUGUUCAAAUUUCACUGACUCAAAAAAAAAAAAAAUCAUCCGCUAAAUGAAGAUCAGCCAUCCCAUGCUGUGUUGUAAUGUCAAUCUGAAAUGCAACAUUUGUUUGCAUAUCUGCCUUUUAAAAAUGGACAAUAAACUGAAAAGAUGA
Molecule: messenger RNA, 5228 nt
Organism: Entelurus aequoreus (snake pipefish)
Lineage: Eukaryota; Metazoa; Chordata; Actinopteri; Syngnathiformes; Syngnathidae
Gene: slc39a10
Product: solute carrier family 39 member 10
Exons: 12
Coding region: 175-2553 (792 amino acids)
Biological process (GO): intracellular zinc ion homeostasis; positive regulation of B cell receptor signaling pathway; zinc ion import across plasma membrane
Cellular component (GO): membrane
Molecular function (GO): zinc ion transmembrane transporter activity
Source: RefSeq, a predicted model, not a curated record